Messenger RNA from Cuscuta campestris, 1346 nucleotides. Lineage: Eukaryota; Viridiplantae; Streptophyta; Magnoliopsida; Solanales; Convolvulaceae. The record is from the annotation of a GenBank genome assembly.
CGAUUUUCUGGGGCAAAUUUGACCCGAACGUCAAUUUGAGGCCGAGACUCAGUCCUUCGAAGAUCCACACGUAUUUAUAAACCCGACGAGGACGAGCAGAAAACAAUUAUUCUUUGUUCAAGCAGGAGCAAUCGAAGAAGAAGAAGAAGACCCUGAGAAAUCCAUUUGAAAAAAAAGCACUUUUAGAAGAUGGCAGAAGGUGAGGAUAUUCAGCCUCUGGUGUGUGACAAUGGCACAGGAAUGGUCAAGGCUGGAUUUGCGGGAGACGAUGCCCCAAGGGCAGUCUUCCCUAGCAUUGUGGGACGCCCCCGACACACGGGAGUGAUGGUUGGUAUGGGACAGAAAGAUGCUUAUGUUGGCGAUGAGGCCCAAUCCAAGAGAGGUAUUUUGAGCCUGAAAUACCCAAUUGAACAUGGAAUUGUCAACAACUGGGAUGACAUGGAGAAGAUAUGGCAUCACACGUUCUAUAACGAACUUCGUGUGGCACCCGAGGAGCACCCAGUGCUUCUCACAGAAGCCCCUCUUAACCCCAAGGCUAACCGUGAGAAGAUGACUCAGAUCAUGUUUGAGACCUUCAAUGCCCCUGCCAUGUAUGUUGCUAUUCAGGCUGUCCUCUCCCUCUAUGCCAGUGGUCGUACAACUGGAAUUGUUCUGGACUCUGGGGAUGGUGUGAGCCACACUGUCCCUAUAUAUGAAGGGUAUGCCCUUCCCCACGCCAUCCUUCGUCUGGACUUGGCAGGACGUGACCUCACGGACUACCUGGUGAAGAUCCUGACCGAGAGGGGUUACAACUUCACCACCUCAGCAGAACGGGAAAUCGUGAGGGACGUGAAGGAGAAGCUGGCCUACAUUGCUCUUGACUUCGAGCAAGAGCUGGAGUCGUCGAAGAGCAGCUCAACCGUGGAGAAGAACUACGAGCUGCCCGACGGGCAGGUGAUCACCAUCGGCAACGAGCGGUUCCGCUGCCCGGAGGUCCUGUUCCAGCCCUCGAUGGUUGGGAUGGAAUCCGCCGGCAUCCACGAGACCACAUACAACUCAAUCAUGAAGUGCGACGUGGACAUCAGGAAGGACCUGUAUGGGAACAUCGUCCUGAGUGGUGGGACCACAAUGUUCGCCGGAAUCGCUGACAGGAUGAGCAAGGAGAUCACUGCGCUGGCCCCCAGCAGCAUGAAGAUCAAGGUCGUUGCCCCGCCGGAGAGGAAGUACAGUGUUUGGAUUGGUGGCUCUAUCCUGGCUUCCCUCAGCACAUUCCAACAGAUGUGGAUAGCCAAGGCAGAAUAUGAUGAGUCAGGGCCUUCAAUUGUUCACAGAAAGUGCUUCUAAACAUUUUGCUGCCACUGUGCCAU